Molecule: messenger RNA, 1935 nt
Organism: Tripterygium wilfordii
Lineage: Eukaryota; Viridiplantae; Streptophyta; Magnoliopsida; Celastrales; Celastraceae
Product: protoporphyrinogen oxidase 1, chloroplastic-like
Exons: 5
Coding region: 128-1192 (354 amino acids)
Biological process (GO): porphyrin-containing compound biosynthetic process
Molecular function (GO): protoporphyrinogen oxidase activity, oxygen as acceptor
Source: RefSeq, a predicted model, not a curated record
GCUCUGAAGGCAACGCAAGGAGUAAGCAGCCUCUGCGUCCUUGCUUCCUUGCUCUGACAAACAAUCACACUAACGCGAGCCAAACACCGCAUUACUUCUUCUCCCUUCUUCCUCAGCCCAGCCCGCGAUGACGACCAUCAAUGGACUCUCACUGCUCCAUUCAAUGCCCUCUCUCGUCCCUUCCUUUCCCAGAACCUACCCCAUUCAAAGGCCCUUCAAGCUCCGCUGCUCUGGCGGAGAAGAUUCAGCCUUCACCUCCACAAUUUCUCCUUCGAUGGUCGGCGGCGAGUCCAUAUCUGGAGGAACGCAUUCUUCCACGGAGGAUUGCGUGAUCGUCGGCGGCGGAAUUAGUGGUCUCUGCAUAGCGCAGGCUCUUACCAACAAGCACCGGGACGUUGCCCAUAAUGUGAUCGUGACUGAGGCUCGCGACCGCGUCGGUGGGAGCAUCACCACCGUCGAGAAGGAUGGUUAUCUAUGGGAAGAGGGCCCCAACAGUUUCCAGCCCUCCGAUGUUAUGCUCAGUUUGGCGACUGUCGCUGCCGAUGCACUUGUAAAAUUUUGUUAUCCACCAGUGGCUGUAGUAUCCAUCUCGUACCCUAAAGAAGCAAUUCGGACAGAGUGCUUGAUUGAUUGUGAACUUAAAGGGUUUGGCCAAGUGCAUCCUCUCAGCCAAGGAGUUGAAACAUUAGGAACUAUUUACAGCUCAUCACUCUUUCAAAAUCGAGCUCCAGCUGGAAGAAUUUUACUCUUAAACUUUAUUGGGGGAGCCACCAACCCUGGAAUUUUAUCCAAGACAGAGAGUGAACUUGUUGAAGCAGUCGAUCGUGAUUUGAGAAGGAUGCUUAUAAAUCCUAAUGCAAAGGAUCCACUUGCAUUGGGUGUGAGGGUGUGGCCGCAAGCCAUUCCCCAGUUUUUGGUAGGUCACUUUGAUAUCCUAGAUGCUGCGAAAUUUGCUCUCAAGGAUUGUGGGUUGCAAGGGCUGUUUCUGGGAGGCAAUUGUGCAUCUGGUGUAGCAUUGGGCCGGUGUGUGGAGGGAGCUUAUGAGAUUGCUGCUGAGAUGGUUUGCAUGGUUGGGCUUAUAUUACAAGGAAUUCAGGAAGAAAGCAAGCCUAAGAGCAGGAUCAUGCCCCGUGUAGGGCUAAUCAAGGAGACAUUCUUACACGGGGAAAUUGAAAGCAAUCCUACGUUUUGACUGAUGAAAACUCGAGAAUUCCAAAAGGAGUAGACAGACUAAAGAUGAUGGAUAUAGAUGGUUCUGGGACACAACAAAAGGAUCCCAACAAAAGGAGAAGAAAAAGAGGGAUUUGGUCUACUGUUAUUAAGGUAAUGACUCCUUCAAGAUUUGCUUUCUUCUUCUUUUUCUUUAAUUUCAAACACAGAUGGUAAUCUAGUGACCCCAAAAGUCUUUGGAGUAGGGGAAAGUAGCCAUCAAAACCCAAUUGAAACAACAUUACGGUAGGGCUGGUAGGGGACAUUUUUACUUUCUCUUUUUUUAAAAAGAGAAAAAAUCUCACUUCUUCUCUGAACCAGAUUUCCUUUCUUUAGGUCCAAGCAAUAUUUGUUGUAACUUGGUCUUGGUCCCCUUCGUUCAUGUCAAAAAGGGAACAUGAAGCAUAAUUUUUUACAAGAGAUGUCUAUAACGGGGCACGUGGACUAAACACGUGAGAUGAAGUUGUAAUAAAUCUGACAAUAAAUCAUCAUAAAUCAUAAUGCAUGAUAACACACACAUUAUCAUUUUUCAUAAACUAAUAAUGCACUUAAAGACAAAAUUAUGUUAGGUCCGGAUAACUGAAUUUGUUCGACUUGAAUUAAAUCAAAUUUGAACAUAAGUUAUAUGUCCGAAAUUCAGAUUCAAACAUAAAAUUUUUGUCUAGUUUAAAAUGGAGUAUUAGUCCAAACACAUAUUUAUUAUUCGGUUUAUUUGUCUGGAUUUAA